ACACAGUGUUAAUGAAACUUCAAGAUUAAGAAAUUAGGAGAGAGAAAGAAGAGAGAGAGAGAGAGAAAGAAAGAAACCCUACUUCCCCUUUAUCUCUUUUCCUAUCAUCUUUCUUUCUCUCAUCUCCGAGCAAAGUGUUUCCUGUUGAUGUGAUUCUCCACCAUCGACACACUUUUGCACAAAAGAGAAACCUCUUCACAACAAUUAUAACAAUACUAUGGUUUUUCCUUCUUUCCCUUCCUAUUUGGAUCCUCCCAACUGGCAACCGUUGACGAAUCAACAACCGGGAGGAAAUGACACUACGCGCGAUUCUAGCCAGGUUUUGUUACCUCCACCGCCUCCAGGCGGUGGUGGUGGUGGUGGUGGUGGUGGUGAUGGUGAUGGUGGUGGAAGUGGUGUUGGGUCGAUCAGACCUGUCUCGAUGACUGAUCGAGCUCGGUUGGCGAAGAUACCGCAGCCGGAGGCUGGCCUUAAAUGCCCUAGAUGUGAAUCUGCCAACACUAAGUUUUGUUACUUCAAUAACUAUAAUCUUUCUCAGCCUCGUCACUUUUGUAAGGCUUGUCGUCGGUACUGGACACGUGGUGGUGCACUGAGGAAUGUUCCGGUUGGUGGUGGUUGCCGGAGGAAUAAGAGGACCAAAUCCCGGAAUCGGUCCAAGUCUCCGGCGGGUGGUGAACGUCAAUUAUUAGCUGGAUCAGCUAAUUCCACUGCUGGGGUUUCACUUUCAACUCCAACCCAUUUGCCCUUUUUAUCUUCUUUGCAUAAUUUCACCAAUUACGGCCUUAAUUUGGGUAUAAUUCCGCCACAACCUCCUCCAACAAGUGGUGGCUCCACCACCGGAGGAGCAGAUGUUCAUGAAUUCCAAGCUGACCAUUGGAGAUUACAACCACCACAACCACAACAAUUCCCUCUCUUGCCUAAUGAUCAACAACCAAAUUUGCUUUACACUUUCGAGCCACCAGAAGCCACUGCGACUCGCUAUAAUCUCGGCUUGUUCUCAAGAUUAGGGAUCGAAAACGACGUCGGAAUGACAACAGAAGCCGAGGCGGUGAAGGUGGAGGAGAGUAAAGGGAUGAACUUGGGGAAGAAUUUUCAGUUCUGGGUCGGUGGCGGUGGUGGUGGUAGCGACGUUAGUGCAUGGAGUGGCAGCGGCGGCGGAGGCGGCCGCGAUCUUCAUGGCUUCACCUCAUUGAGACAGUAAAUUUUCUCAAUCCUUUCCAAAUUCUUGUUUUUUUUUUCAUUAAAAUUCUCACUAUGAACAAGAAAAGGAAAGAAUUGAAACCAAUGAUAUCACAUUAAAGGGUUUCCAAUGCUGAAAUGUGACUCAAAAGAGACCAAAGAAAGUGAUGAUCAAAAAGAAAAAAAGAGAAAAUAUUGAUGGACCAGUCUAGGGUUUCAGGCUUUCUAAGGGUUCUUUUUCUUUUUCAACUUUAGAAUUUGGAUGGUGUGGUUUAUUAAUUACUAUAGGUUUCUCUUAUAUGUAUAUCAUUGGGAAGGUAGUCUUUUGUAAGUUAGGGGUGACAAUAUAUUUACAACAAUGACCUAUAUAUAUAUAUAUUUAUAUAUUAUCAUGUUUAA
Molecule: messenger RNA, 1578 nt
Organism: Cucurbita pepo subsp. pepo (vegetable marrow)
Lineage: Eukaryota; Viridiplantae; Streptophyta; Magnoliopsida; Cucurbitales; Cucurbitaceae
Product: dof zinc finger protein DOF3.6
Biological process (GO): regulation of DNA-templated transcription
Molecular function (GO): DNA-binding transcription factor activity; DNA binding
Source: RefSeq, a predicted model, not a curated record